AAUUUUUUGAUAAAGACUAGACUUCCCAUGAGAUUAGUUGGGGUAAUAUUUUAUCUUGAAGCACUAUUAAUAGGGAAAUAUAGAUAUUUUAAUUCUUUUUUCUUUUUCUGUUCUUUUUCAGGUGAACAGUGUGAAAGAGCUAGACGCCUUCAAGCUAAAAUGAUGACUAAUUUGGUUAUGGCCAAGGACCGUUUACAACUUCUAGAGAAGCUGCAACCAGUUUUGCAAUUUUCCAAGUCACAAACAGACGUCUAUAAUGACAGUACUAACUUGACAUGCCGCAACGGACAUCUCCAGUCAGAAAGUGGAGCAGUUCCAAAAAGAAAAGAUCCCUUAACACACACUAGUAAUUCACUGCCUCGUUCAAAGACAGUUAUGAAAACUGGAUCCACAGGUCUUUCAGGCCAUCACAGAGCACCGAGUUGCAGUGGUUUAUCCAUGGUUUCUGGAGUGAGACAGGGACCUGGUCCUGCAACUGCCACUCAUAAGAGUACACCAAAAACAAAUCGAACGAAUAAACCUUCUACCCCUACAACUGCUGCUCGUAAAAAGAAAGACUUGAAGAAUUUUAGGAACGUGGACAGCAACCUUGCUAACCUUAUAAUGAAUGAAAUUGUGGACAAUGGAACAGCUGUUAAAUUUGAUGAUAUAGCUGGUCAAGAGUUGGCAAAACAAGCAUUGCAAGAAAUUGUCAUUCUUCCUUCUCUGAGACCUGAGUUGUUCACAGGGCUUAGAGCUCCUGCCAGAGGAUUAUUACUCUUUGGCCCACCUGGAAAUGGGAAAACAAUGCUGGCUAAAGCAGUAGCUGCAGAAUCUAAUGCAACCUUCUUUAAUAUAAGUGCUGCAAGUUUAACUUCAAAAUAUGUGGGAGAAGGAGAGAAGUUGGUGAGAGCUCUUUUUGCUGUGGCUCGAGAGCUUCAACCUUCUAUAAUUUUUAUAGAUGAAGUUGAUAGCCUAUUGUGUGAAAGAAGAGAAGGAGAACACGAUGCUAGCAGACGUCUAAAAACGGAAUUUCUAAUAGAAUUUGAUGGUGUGCAGUCUGCUGGGGAUGACCGAGUGCUUGUAAUGGGUGCAACUAACAGGCCACAAGAGCUUGAUGAGGCUGUUCUCAGGCGUUUCAUCAAACGGGUAUAUGUGUCUUUGCCAAAUGAGGAGACACGACUGCUUUUACUUAAAAAUCUAUUAUGUAAACAGGGAAGCCCAUUGACCCAAAAAGAACUAGCACAGCUUGCUAGAAUGACUGAUGGAUACUCAGGAAGUGAUCUAACAGCUUUGGCAAAAGAUGCAGCUCUGGGUCCUAUUCGAGAACUGAAACCAGAACAAGUGAAGAAUAUGUCUGCCAGUGAGAUGAGAAAUAUUCGAUUAUCUGACUUCACUGAAUCCUUGAAAAAGAUAAAGCGCAGCGUGGGCCCUCAAACCUUAGAAGCAUAUGUACGUUGGAACAAGGACUUUGGAGAUACCACUGUUUAAGCAAAUACCUUUGUAAGCCUGCAGAACAUUUUCAUACCAAGAGAGAAACACACCAUCUUCAGUGAAUAGUUAUCAGCUACAGACACUCAGCCUAAGUUUACAGGACUUUUCAGAGUCUUAAAAUUAUUUGAGCAUCCCAGAAGAUGAACCAUAAAACAAAUUAAAAUAAAAUAUACAACACAAAUGGAAUAUUUUAUUCAAGGCCUUCUUGCCUUGAUGGUCAUGGUUAUCCUGAUGGGCACUGUAAGUUAGAGCACAAUAAAAACUGGUUCCAGCCUUCUUUACCAAUAUAAUCAGAUGUAAAUAAUAAUUUGUAUAUUGUGUUGCAGAUGAAAGUAUUCAGAGACAGUAAAUGGUAAAAAGAUACAACAGCCGUUGGUUGUCUUCUGACGUCUUUUUUAAAAUAGAAAUUUUACCUAUUUUCCUCUCCUACUGUUGUCUUUACUAUGGGUGAUUGGAAUGCCAAACAUUAAGUUUCCUUUUCUUUCUACAAAUUGUGUGCCAAAUGAAACUUUUUUCUGUGUAACAGUAAUAGGAAAAAGGAUUUUGAAGGCUUUUCCUCCAUAAAUCUACAGACAUUAAACAAUUGUAUUCUUUUCACUUUUUAUUUUCCUAGUAUGUUUCCUACCAAACAAUUUAGAAAGUAACAAAACAAGUCUAGUAAAAGAGAAAUUCGGAAGUUUUUGAGUCACUCUGUCAUACAACAUGUAGAUCAAUCUUUGUGUGACCACAGUAUUUUUUUCUAAUACAUUUGUUAGAAAUCUGUUGUAGACUGUUAACUUAUUCCUAAUGGAAUUUAUCUUUUGCUAGAAUUACUCUAAUAUUUAAGAAAGUCAAUUUUAACAGCUGUAAAAGUGGUUCCUGUGUGAGAAAAGGGAAGUACUGGGAGCUAAGACAUUUCUAAUUUAUUGCUUAUUACUUUCUUACUGUUUACAGGAUAAGGAUAAGCCAGUGGAUCUACCAUCUUUUAGUCUUAGUAAUUAUUAAUCCCUUCAAUGAAACUUUAAAAAGUUACUGAAUUUUUAUAAAUUGCAUAAUUUUAUAGGUUUCUUGUGCUCACUUUGUUAACAAACAAGUUGUAGUCUGUUAAUCUGCCUUUUGUUCCUCCAAAAUGUACAGUAAUUCUGUUUCUUGUUUGUAUAAGUAUGCCUGAUUUUUUGUUAUAAAAAUGUCAUUGUAGGAAGUAGAGAUUCGUAUUACAGCCUUUUAAAUGUUGUAAUAAAGGCAAAUGGAUAUUUGCCCUUAGUUUACUGGUUAAAAGUUUGUUUACAGAAAUUUUAUUUGGUGCUUUUAUGUAAAAUGUCAUGGGUGAAAAGAAUAGUUUUACAGUAGGAACAAAGAUUUUUUCAUUUAGGAAAAAUAUCUUUGGUUUUGAGAGAACACAUUAAAGUUAAAACCUUGCCCCUUGCUAGAUAAGAAUUUUAUGAUGAUAUACAUUAUUAUUAUUUUUGUUCUUUUACAUUCUUCAUUUUAAUCUUGCUCUUGUUAAAGGUUUAUCUAAAUAUAGAUGUAUGGUUUCUUAACAUCAUAUGGGGUUUGUAGACAUAAUUUAAAUCAACAUGUCUUCUAGUCAUGACUUUUGAACUCCCUGGAUAAUAAAAAUUAGGGUUGAGAUAAACAGAAAAAAAAUUGUAAGCCAGAACCAUGCAUCUUUUUAAGGUGUCAAACAUUAAAGCAUCCAUUAUAAAAUUGGUGAUCAAAGAUGAUGAAAUAUACAUGAUGACAAGAAUUGGAAACAUCCCAAAAUAAAACAUUUUCAACAAAACUCAAAAUUUCAUUUUGUAUUUUCAUUUGGAAAAGGAGGAUUAACAUUAUUGAAAUUUGGAUAACUGGUUAGUCAUAUUAAAGGUCUAUGUGCUUAAGCUCAACUUUUAAAAUAUCUUUAAAAUUAUAAUUUAUCAGCAAUAAUUUAAUGUAGGUCACUUUUAUUGGGAAAGCUUUUAAAUAAAAAUUUCAAAUGUUAAAAUAUGUAAAAGUCAGGUUACUAUUAUCAUAAACAUUGAGUCAGAUAUAUGAAUAUCCAUCUGUGUAUAGAAGUGGUUUUACUUUCCUGAUCAAGUCUGAAGUUGAGCCUAGUGCUAGAGAACUAUUUUCUGACUUACUAUGACCAAGUUUUAUUUUCAGCUGUGUUUCUUUCAUAGAAGGACCAUUAAAAUAGGAGAAUAAUAAUAGUAGGAUGUGUAAGAGGUUGGUUUGGUCUUUUUCAACAUAGAAGUUGCUGAGGUUUUUUGAAUUAAUAUUAGACGUAGAUUGUAACCUUUUAGAUUUUGCAUUGAGCUCUGUGUCAUAUUACUUCCUAAAAGGUAAUGCUUAAACGUUAAAUUUUAGUGUGCUCUUCAUGUUAAUAUGGCAGAGUUUUGUAAACUAAAUUAAAACUUAUUGAUGUACUGGACUCUAAGCCAAGGGAAAGAACCGAUACUAUCUUUCAAGAUAUCUUAAGUGUGAAAGCUUAUGCUAAGACAAUUUGCCCGUUGAGGUUAUCAGAUUCCUGACCUGCAAAUAUGCUUUGUGCUUGGAAAGAAUUGGAGGCAAAGCAGAUGCUAGAAUUCUAACAUGUAAAUAUACAGCAGUUUUUGUUUAUAGUGUAAAAUUCUUUAUAUUUUGUACAAAAAAUUCUUUUGGUAGAAUGAAUUACUCACAGUUUGUUUUUGGACUCUGAGUCCAAGGAUUUUCCUUUAAAUGCUUGUCUCAAUUUUAAUCUGGUCUUUUGUACUUUUCUUCACAAGAAAUGAAUUAAAAGGUUUGGCUGCACAAAGUGGUGUUUAUCCUAAUGGACUGGAAAUAAAUUACAAACUUUA
This is a messenger RNA of Miniopterus natalensis, 4268 nucleotides long. The record is from RefSeq and is a predicted model, not a curated record. NCBI's taxonomy places the organism in Eukaryota, Metazoa, Chordata, Mammalia, Chiroptera, Miniopteridae.